Molecule: messenger RNA, 1841 nt
Organism: Periophthalmus magnuspinnatus
Lineage: Eukaryota; Metazoa; Chordata; Actinopteri; Gobiiformes; Gobiidae
Exons: 4
Coding region: 256-1182 (308 amino acids)
Source: RefSeq, a predicted model, not a curated record
GCAUGCGCACAAGCGUUUCGCAUCUCUGAACGGAUAAAGAUGCUUCACCACGAUUAAGGAGGAGAAAAACAUCAUUAUAUUUCUGAUCUUAAGUAAUAUUUAAAUGCGAAUUGAUGCCGAUGAUUGGUCGCAAACCCACAAAAUAUAGGGAAGUUAAUAUACCGCCAAUUCAUAGCUGGGAGCUUUUUAGGCUAGCUUGUGUUAGCACAUAGUCAUAGCAGCUGGAUCCUGUCUUUGGAGCUGUAGUUUUAGAAAAUGUAUGUUCUGUACACCAUUAUUGCGUCUUUAGUUUCCUUUCUUGUCUUGAAGUGGAUGAAAAAGAGGAAGUAUUGUACUGAUCCUAAAAGACUGGAUGGCAAAACCGUUCUUAUUACAGGGGGUAAUUCUGGCAUAGGAAAAGAGACAGCUGUGGCCCUGGCAAACCGUGGUGCCCGUGUCAUUGUAGCCUGCAGAGAUGGAGAGAAGGCAGAGAAAGCUGUGAGAGAAAUAAAGUUCAGAAGCCACAGUCUCAAUGUGACUCACAUGGAGCUGGACCUGGCCAACCUGCGCUCCGUCAGAGAAUUCUGCAAGAAGUUCCUCCAUGCUGAAAAGAGGCUUGACAUAUUGAUUAAUAAUGCAGGCAUGCCCAGUGUCCUGGACUGGACCGACGAUGGAUUCAGCAUGUGUUUUGGCGUUAAUCACUUGGGUCACUUCCUCUUGACUAAUUUGCUUCUGCCUCGUCUGAAGGAGUGUGCUCCGAGCCGCGUGAUCACACUCACAUGCUCCAUUUACAAAUACCAGAAGCUGGACUUCCAGGAUCUGAACUACAAUCUUCUGCCGUUCUUCACCUACAGCCGCAGUAAACUGGCAAAUAUCUACUUCAGUCAGGAGCUGGCUCACAUUACAGAGGGCAAAGGAGUCACCUCGUAUGCCAUUCACCCAGGUUUUGUGCAGAGUGGCUGGACGUGCCACUACUCCUUCCUAUUCCGCAUGCUGAUGGAGGUGGUGAUGCGCAUGUUCUUUGUGCCGUGUGAGGUUGGAGCUCAGACUGUGGUGUACUGUGCUGUGUCUGAGGAAGCUGCGAAACACAGCGGAGGAUACUUUGUGGACUGCAGACCGGCCAAUCUGCGUCCAUUCGCCAGAGACGCUGGUGUGGCUAAAAAACUGUGGGAGGUCAGCGAGAGACUGGUAAACUUGUCCUGAAUAUGCCCAAACAACUGAUAAUGUAAUCUUGUGUUUGUUUUUUAUACAUAUUUUUGAAGUGUUAUUUAUUUGCCUGUUUGAUUUUUCAAAACUUGAAGCCUGGUACAGUGCACAGCGAUGGAAAAGAAGUCCCCAUAAACAACCAACUGAACUACUGAAUGCUGAACCACUAUUUAUUAUUUUGUUUUGUUUUUUUAUACAUACUUUUGCAUCCUGUUUAAAUCUUUGUAACCAAAAUCACAAGCCUGGUGAUAGCUUAAUUCCUGAAAGAAAUAUAUCACGGUUAAUGGAACACAUUUUUAGUGCUUUUCUCGACCUUCAAGGCACUCGGGCGCUUUACAUCAAGAAACCACUCACCCAUUCACACACACAUUCAUACACCAGUGUACACAAACACCAGGGCGAGGCGGGUUAAGUGUCUUGCCCAAGGACAACUACAGUAUUCAUUGGUGGCAGCUGGAAUUGUACCACCCACCUGUGUGUUAGUGGAUCCGACCGCUCUACCAAAGAUGUUUAUGUUGAGAGCGGGAUUCAACCUGCCAACCCAACACUUUUGAAACUAAGCUACUGUUGCCCCAGUAGUUAAUAGAAGUUUGUAAUGUCAACAUGAUAAAGGGAAGGGUGAUAUGCCCAAAAAAUACAAAGAAUGUUUUUCCCUG